Molecule: messenger RNA, 882 nt
Organism: Linum tenue
Lineage: Eukaryota; Viridiplantae; Streptophyta; Magnoliopsida; Malpighiales; Linaceae
Source: the annotation of a GenBank genome assembly
AUGCGAAUAGAUCAACCAGGUUGCACCGACCAAGUGGCAGAAGAGAUAUCAACCUUUUCUGAUUGGGUUCUUGGGAUAGGAGAUGGGCAACACUGCUCUGUUUUGGGAGAUGCACAAAUCCCAAUCCCACAAGACAUCUUAGCUCAACGACAUAGCUCACCGAUAGAAGACAUUGUCAAUGCAACAUAUCCUAAUUUGGAGCAGAGCUAUAAGGAUAUAAAAUAUUUACAAGGCAGAGCUAUCUUGGCGCCUCACCACGAGAUGGUUGACAGAAUAAAUAACUGCAUGCUUAACUUAAUUCCUGGACAAGAAGCAUUGUAUCCUAGCUCUGAUUCAAUAGCUAAUGCGGAUGGCAGUGGGAGCAAAACAAAUCCUGAAUAUCCAAUAGAGUUUCUCAACACCAUAAAACCCGGGGGCCUUCCAAAUCAUGGAUUGAUACUUAAAGUGGGAGUUCCAAUUCUUUUGCUAAGGAACAUUGACCAAACAGCAGGAUUGUGCAAUGGUACAAGAUUGGUUAUUAGAAGAUUGGGACAAUGGAAUAUUCAAGCAGAAAUUCUUACUGGGACAAGUGUUGGAGACCAAGUUUUCUUGCCCCGAGUGGUCUUAACAGCAGAACUACCAUAUUUAAACUUCACUUUGAAAAGGAGGCAAUAUCCUAUAGCAUUGUGUUUCGCCAUGACCAUCAACAAGAGUCAAGGGCAGUCCCUAGAGCAUGUAGGGUUAUGUCUUCAACAUCAAGUGUUUUGUCAUGGUCAACUCUAUGUUGCAAUCUCGAGGGUCACAAGUAGACAAGGCUUAAAGAUACUUAGCAGCGAUGAAGAUGGGGAAGAAUUGUUUACAAUGAAGAACAUAGUUUACAGAGAGGUUUUGAAUCAUGGAUGA